AGAACCUCUCUCUUUUGCAGAAAAGCCGCCGGAUCUGCUCUGUUUCCUCCCCCUCUGCCGCCGGCUGCUGCUAGUUUUCUUCCUGGUAAAACCAGCCCAUAAAUUUCUCUUUUCAGCUUUAGUUUGUGUGAGUUACUCUAAUUCUCCUUCCUUUCAAUUGCUAGAAGUCUGCGUGAAGCUCCCCAAAUUUUCCUGCCGGCUCUUUCCCAUACCGCCAGCUCCAGCCUUGCUUGCUGAGCAUUUCUGAGAUUGGUGAAUUAUGUUCUUCAGUUAAAUUCAGCCUGUUUUGUCUCCGAUAUGGUCAUGUUAUCCUGUUGCCCGCUAGUGGGAGUGUUAAACGCUAGCACAUGUCGACAUGUAUUUUUGUAGAACCGGUUCGUUUAUGUUAUCCUGCUAGUGGAAGUUAAACACUAGUAACUCCUGUUGCCUGCCAGUGGGAGUGUUAAACACUGGCCGUGACCUAUGGAGGAGACGUCUAUUUCGUUCCUUUUUCCUUGUCCACCAUUUCAGGUAGUGAGACCCGACGCAUGGGGAGCCCGGGGGAGUGACGAGCUAGACGGCUAGGCACUUUUGGACUUAGGUUUUUGUAGCUAAGCCGUUAGUCACCCAUGCUUGACAUAGAAAAUUUUGUGUACAGAAUUUAGCGUUGGUCAUGAUUGUGUAUAUGAAGUGAUAACUUUUGUACAUCUGGUUGGUAAAUAUUUGGUAAUUAAAAAGUCGUAGAUCUG
Molecule: messenger RNA, 728 nt
Organism: Rubroshorea leprosula
Lineage: Eukaryota; Viridiplantae; Streptophyta; Magnoliopsida; Malvales; Dipterocarpaceae
Source: the annotation of a GenBank genome assembly